AGACUUCUUUCGAUGGGCCUGUCUUUGCUGCAGGGAGACAUUCUGCCCAACACACCCGCUAAAACUGUUCUCAGGGAGAGGGUCUAUGCUGCUACUUUAGAUUUCUUUUGGUAAGAACUGAUUCUUUAUAUACAAAAUUAUGGCAUGCCUUUGAUGCUUUAUGGCAUUGGAAAAGGAGGCUGUAGCAUCCACAAUGUUGGGAUAAGGAGCCAUUUUAUGAAAAUUCUCUGCAGGGACCAAAAAAUAAUUUUGAGAAUACAUUUUUAAAAAUUCAUGGCUUUUAGUCUAAAAAUAUGUAUGCUUUAUGCCAGUGGUCCCCAAAUGGCGGUCCGUGGACCCUCACCGGUCCGCAUGCCUAACGCUGCCAGUCCCAAUAACAUAAAUAUUUAUUGUCAAAUAGAUAUAAAGUAUAAAAAUAAAUCAAGCACCGGUCCCUGGUAAAAUUUCGAAACAUGUUCACCGGCCCGCCAAACUUAAAAGUUUGGGAACCACUGCUUUAUGCGAAGAAGACGUAGAGAAACUACCUGGAGGAACACCGUCUUCUUUGUGUGUAAAAAUGUUUGACUCGAGUUUUGAAAACUUUAACUCUGUGUCUGUCUGAAUGUUUAUCAGUACGAUUAAAGAAUUAUUUUCUCCCAGUGGACCUCCCAUCUGCCCUUCACAACAACCCAGUGAAUUGAGAGAAGACAUCACACUGCUUAUUUCCUACUGGCAAAAGAUGCAUUACGACAAGAAACAUCUGUCUUCCAACAUGGUACCAUUGGGUAAAGAUUUUGUUCUGAGAAAUCUAUUUUUGUCCAUUAUUCACUUUUACUAAAUGCUUCUCCUGUUGCUGAGUAAUAAGCUUAUCUUUUUAUAUUUCACUUUUUCAUAGGAUUUAUAUUGUUUAAAAAAUGUUCAUAUAAAUUGUUUUAAUAUUCUUCAUUUAUGCUAGUUGAAAGUUUAUAUUUUACAUCAGCUAUGUCUCAUUUUGAAAAUAUAAUGAUGAAGAUGCACCGUAAAUCAUUCGAAAAAAAAGGUAAAAUUUGAAAGAACAUGAGUAAAUAUUAUAGUUGUGAUACACCGCUACAUUAUUAAAACUGGUCCAGAGUGAUCAUCAUUCAAAUCUCUUGCCUUGACUUUGAUCUUCUAGCUGACUCCAUGGACAACCCAGCACCAUCUCCACCCCCUGUCAUAUCUUCCACUGGCCAGUCAGACUUGAGACUUCAGUCAGGUUGGAUGAACACACUGAACAGCAGCUCAUCAACCUACUCCAAGCGGUCGGCA
Lymnaea stagnalis (great pond snail) is the source of this 1266-nucleotide messenger RNA. Lineage: Eukaryota; Metazoa; Mollusca; Gastropoda; Lymnaeidae. The record is from the annotation of a GenBank genome assembly.